AUGCGCUCUACACUCCGGCUACUGGCCAAUGUCAAGCCCCGGUACCUGGAGCCUUUCGCUCCCACCGGAUUGACGGGCCUUUUCACCCACCCCAGCCCUCGCCCUACUUUAAUCUACCUCUACUCCACCACUCUGCAAAAGCUGCAAGCGUUCCCCGAAACCUCCGCCUACCGCCAAUCUGUUGAAGCUUUGACCCGCCACCGUCUCCAGAUUGUCGAAUCGCAAAAGCCCGCCGGUUUCGAUACUUGGUUGGAGCGUGUGAAGAAGACCGUGGGAUCCGAACCCGAGCGCUUCGCCAAACUCCAGCGCACCGAUGGCACUUACUCCCACGCCGCUGCCCAACAGAAGGAUGGAAGUGACAAUGCUCGCGGUGAAGAGUGGGACGGCGAAGGCCUGUCAGCUACAACUGAGGGUCCCGCUCGUACCCCGCAAGAAGAAGCGGAAUGGACCAAAAUCAUGAACGAGGCCAGUGAGACAACUGAACAGGCUGAGCAUGAUUUCUACCACCAAGAUAUGAAAUGGGAGAGCGAGCCUGCUCUUGAUGCCGACCAGAUCUCUCACGUUGAACAGCAGAUCGGCGCUGGCCUUAUUGAAGAGGUCAUCCAAGUGGCAGAGGCAGAGCUCAAGCUUGUAGAUGAGUUGGCUAAGUACAAGGUUUGGGAGAGCCUCGAGGAGAAGCCCCAGCCCGGCCAAUGGACUUAUUUCGAGCGUGGCAACUAA
Messenger RNA from Penicillium bovifimosum, 720 nucleotides. Its product is annotated as complex I NDUFA5 subunit family protein. The record is from RefSeq and is a predicted model, not a curated record. The transcript is spliced from 3 exons. Gene Ontology annotation, biological process: respiratory electron transport chain. Bases 1 to 720 code for a protein of 239 amino acids. Lineage: Eukaryota; Fungi; Ascomycota; Eurotiomycetes; Eurotiales; Aspergillaceae.